UCCGUGAUAUGACACAAGACCACAUUCAUCCAUGGAUGAACAACGCAUGGUAUCGAUAUAUACAUGACAGCACACCCAGAAAAGACUGCUAUGUUUGCUCCUACAUGCCCCCAACGACACAAUACGCCACCCUGUAUGCGAAGGGAAUGGACAUAAUUCAAGCGAAGUGUGCCGCGAGCUACGCCAGCCUUGGGUAUCAAUUCCAAGGAAUCGUGGUCAACCAUGAGGAACCUCUCCAGAUAGGACUGCGAAAUGGCACAUGUGACGAAUGGUUCUGGGUUGACCUAAAAGUGAAGCACAGAAGUAAGGCUAAUUCAUUCCCAGUCUUUCUUGAAAACAAUGGGAAUCUGAGCCACAGCCUUUGCUACCGCCAAGAGAACGGAUCCACACCAAUGGGAAACACCACCAACUGCAAAGCAGUACAGACACACGCUCCUGGAGGGCCCGUGAAAAGCAACGACAUCUCAAAUGGCACCUUCUGGGUGCAAGGGAUGGCCUGGAUCUGUGGCCUACAGGCCUAUUUUAUCCUUCCUGGGAAUUGGACAGGUCAGUGCGCUCCCAUUUUCAUAUCUGACCACACUUUCAAGAUAACCAUGGACGCCACGUCUUCAACAUCAACAGCAAGGAAAAGACGACGCACCCCGAACCUCAAGCAGCAUGAUUCUGUGUGGGGUUCCGAUGUCCCAGAGGAAUUCAAAGAUGAUAAUGAGAUAAACGCUUGGAUAUAACAUACUCACAAGACCC
This is a messenger RNA of Oreochromis niloticus (Nile tilapia), 744 nucleotides long. RefSeq lists its product as uncharacterized. The record is from RefSeq and is a predicted model, not a curated record. The transcript has 2 exons. Lineage: Eukaryota; Metazoa; Chordata; Actinopteri; Cichliformes; Cichlidae. Bases 9 to 728 code for a protein of 239 amino acids.